AGAAAGUCCGCCAACAUAGUAAAAGUGGUGAAUUGAUCAACAAAGGGAAUCUUCUCUGGUGUAGUGUUGUUUUCACAUAUGUAGAUGAUACUGCAGUACACGUAGGACAGCGAUGAACCACUGAAACCCGGCGUGUAUCUAAUAUUCCCCGUGAUAUGUAGAGUAGUUAUAUAUUCUUCGGUAACACUGGCGGCAGUUCAAGUUACACCAGAGUUACACACAGACAAUGUAUCCUCGUUCACAGCAGUGUUAUUGGCUUGCAUGGUGUUUUUUUGUUAUUUCCAUAUAUUACCCAGGUUCUUGUAUUAAAAGCGAUUGUCAAUGUACGUCAACAGAAUAUCAUUGUAUUUGUACAUCAUAUGUACAGAACACAACUGUCCAAACAACAGCUACAUUGCACAUGUGUGAUCAGCCAUUUGCUGCAACAUUUCAAGUUGAUGUAGCUGCAGUUAAUGUUCAUUUUGAACACACAUUUACCCAUGAAGAUGAAGCAUUGAAGGUCACGGAUUGGAAUGGAUUUGAGCUUCAUGUCAAGCUGAACUCUACUCAUCCCCAAAUCUUGAAAGUCAAG
Saccoglossus kowalevskii is the source of this 571-nucleotide messenger RNA. RefSeq lists its product as uncharacterized. NCBI's taxonomy places the organism in Eukaryota, Metazoa, Hemichordata, Enteropneusta, Harrimaniidae. The record is from RefSeq and is a predicted model, not a curated record.